Messenger RNA from Fusarium graminearum PH-1, 4055 nucleotides. RefSeq lists its product as uncharacterized. The coding region runs from base 348 to 1385 and encodes 345 amino acids. The transcript is spliced from 5 exons. Gene Ontology annotation, molecular function: RNA binding. Gene Ontology annotation, biological process: positive regulation of mRNA splicing, via spliceosome. NCBI's taxonomy places the organism in Eukaryota, Fungi, Ascomycota, Sordariomycetes, Hypocreales, Nectriaceae. Gene Ontology annotation, cellular component: spliceosomal complex. The record is from RefSeq and is a predicted model, not a curated record.
ACCAUUUGUUUGCCAUCAUAUUGACAAACGGUUCAAGCCUUUCUAUCGGCCGUGACAAACUUUCUUUGUUCUUUUCUGUUGCGCAGCUUCUUUCAAUAAGUUGCCAAGAAUUUAUUGCUGCACGCUCCCGUCCUUACCUACCUGCUUAAUACUGGGUUUGCUGCCUUGCGGCGCCCUUGCUUUUCUCCUUCCCCCUACGCCGACUUUUUUUUCUCCCUUCUUCAACAUCGCCUUUCCCCCCUCAACAACGCUACAGCCUGCGAUUGAGCCAUUCAUCGCCAACCAACGCACACACCAUUUCUGACUUGUUUGUCUCUUUUAUAUUUCAAUAGACAAAACCACACGACAUGGCUACCACUGCGAUGGAUUACGAGGCUGCCAAUGGCGACCGGUACGAAGAUGAGGCUCCUCGAUACGAGCGCGACAACCGAAGCGCCUCGCCUCGACCUCGUGAUGACAAUGAAGGUGGCCGCCGUCGCUCCGCCUCGCCCGGUGGUCAUGGCGACAGCAAUAUGAAGGACGUAUCUGCUCCUCGUGACGACGAUGACGGUGCUAUCAACCCUGGCUCCAACCUGUUCGUUACCGGCAUCCACCCCAAGCUGUCCGAAGCUGAGGUCUCCAAGAUGUUCGAGAAGUAUGGCGACGUUGAAAAAUGCCAGAUCAUGCGAGACCCCCACACAAAGGAGUCUCGUGGAUUUGGCUUUGUCAAGAUGGUUACAUCCGAUCAGGCCGAGGCCGCUAAGGAGGGCCUGCAGGGCGAGCAGAUUGAGGGCCGUACCUUGAGCAUCGAGAAGGCACGCAGAGCCCGUCCUCGUACCCCGACACCCGGCAAGUACUUUGGGCCGCCCAAGCGAGAGCCUCGCGCUGGAGGUGGACGUUACGAAGAUCGCCGACGUGGCGGUUACGGCGGCGGCGGCGGUUACGGUCGCGAUGAUUCCUACCGCUACCGUGGCUACGAACGCAACUACGAGCGAAGAUACGAAGAGCGUGGAGGCGGUUACGGUGGUAGCAGCGGCGGCGGCGGUGGUGGCCGUGACUACGAUCGCAGCUACCGUGACGAACGUCGCUACGAUGACCGAGGUGGCGGUUAUGGCGGCCGCGACUACGACCGAGGCUACGAACGCCGCGACCGCGACGAGGGCUAUGGCCGAGACCGCUACGGCGGAGGUGGCCGCGAGGACCGUGACCGCUACCCUCCCCGUGGAGGCCCCGGUGGCUCUGGCUACGAGCGUGGUGGUGAUCGAUACGAGCGUGGAGGCGACCGAGACGCUGCGAGAAGCCGUGACCCAGCUGCCGGUGCUGGAGGAGCUGGCUACGGCGAGUCUGCCUCUCGAUCUGAGACACGCGACGCUUAUGGAGGCGCCCCCGACCGAAGCAUUCAGUAAAUGCAUCGACGACGCUUACCACGGACGAUCUGACUGAAUAUCGGUCAUCGUGAUCUUUUCUCCUUUCCUCCACUAACACACCUGAUUUGCUUGCUCAACUUCUUCUGUUAAUUGUCGUUUUUCGUUAAUUUCUUUAUGUUCAUGGACUACAGCAGGCUGAACCUGCCUCACAGGAGUUGAGUGUGAUUUGCGACAGUAAUGGGAUUGGAAUCAAAAAUGGGUACUCGGCCUGCGUCACUUGAGUUUUCUUAUUGCUGGUCGGUUUUGCGACAAGGUCAUGGACCAAAUAUGGCAGCUUCCGGAUCAUUGCAAAUCAAACACUUCAUCAGUCAUCCAUCGCGUCUUCGACGACUUUAUGAUAGCUUUUGGCAGCACAACAUCAACCAGAUGUCGACUCCGGCCUAAUCGGUGAAUCCACAUGGACUAUUAAACUCAACCUCGAAUGCGACCUUGCGACUCAACUGCCCGUGCUGUCCUCGUAUCACAUAAUACUAUGGGGGUACACGAGACGAUGAUUUGAGGCCUUGCCUGAUGCAAGCAUCGCCUCUGGCUACCGUUUGACUGACAUUACUUUUUGAUCCAGAAACAUGUGUAAAUGUUUCCCUUUACGCCAACCACCCAACACAUCGCUGUAAACAACUUGACGCCUACAAUUGCAAAACAGAUAAAGUCACGGUCGUUGGGCUUGCAACUGGGGCUUUGAUAAGAUACGCUUCCAAUUAGCAAUUGCACGAUAUGCGAAACAUUUAGCAUUCAGAACUGUCUCGCCAUAAUCAACCUUGCUAAGCUGGGCCAUACCAUCGAAUAAUACCGGUCUCGCCCUUUGAACAGAAUCAAUUUCGGAGGCUUAGGCUUUGCAUAUUUAUAGUGGUAAGGGCUGUAAGUUGAGAUGUUACUGACUUGGCUGCAGGGAGACCCUUUGAGCACUCCCUGAAUAACAUGCACUUGGCACCUAAGAAAAUGUCUUGGGGUUAUUAGAACCGACUGUUUCAGCGUAAAGGGAACUAAGGCUUGAUCGGAGCCCACGCUCUUAAUACGCGAUGGGCGAAAUGGAGUUGCACUGACUGUCCUAGCCCCCAACGCAUUUGCUUACGGCUUCUAGGGGCGACCCAUGAAGAAUGUAGCGGUAGCAUGAAGCAUCAAGUAAUGCCACCACUUGGUACAUCAGGUGCUAUGCAUGCCGAACCAGGAGAGUGAGACAUUGGCCACGGCACAUACUACUCCCUGGAGAAUUAUUCGCACUGUCUCGUACAUUAAUACAUUAAUUAAUACAUUCUGUUGAAUGCUUAUUGUCCAUGCCCCAUUUUGCCAACGUUGUUAAUUUAUGGUCUAAUCGUAUUGUAUUGAGUAAUUAUUGUAUUCCGUCUAUUUUGGGGUAUCGCUUAUAGCAAGGAGAUGUUCAAAUUCGAUGGCUUCCUCGAGCUUAGCUAAACGUCUUCAAACUCGAUCUCAUCGCUAUCCUCUCCAUCGUCUUCUUCCUUCUUCACCUCGUGUUCGAUCUUCACUCGCUUGGCAGGCACGUCCUCGAAUUCAUCUUCAUCAUCAUCAUCGUCUUCCUCUGACUCUACCUGGGCUUGUUUGGCCGCUUGUUCAGCCUUGAUCAUUUCAAAUAUGUCGUCUAUUUGAGCGUUGGCUGCCGGCGCAGCAGCUGAUUCUGAAUCCUUGCCCUCUUUCUUAAUAAUAGGGGUGGUGCCAGCAGCAGGGGCGCUUGCUGAGAAAGAUUCGCCAGUAACCGUGCUGUUGGACAUCCAUGAUGGCAACGCAUUUUGUUUCGCAAUUUGUUCUUUUCGCGCCUGCUCUGCUGCUUUCUCGGCUUCUGUGAGUCCAUCUGAUGUUGAAAUGUUGACUGCGAUAGAUUGCGGCCCUGUGUUGGCCAAGCCCUUGACUGCCAUGGGCCGGUUCGCGCCGGCGUCUGCUGCAAUUGUUUGGGCCCGUUGGUGUGUCUCGUCACGCUUGACUGGGCGAGCUUUGGCAAGCGCACGAUCAAAGUCGCACUCGUUGAUGUGCACCGCAUCGAUUUUGGGUAGAAGUUCGCUUAUAAAUUUGAAUUGGUCGUUGAGUCGCGUAGACUGCUCGUGUCCAGUGGAUGUUCGAUCGGCUUCGAAGGUGAGAACAUGAGAGCAUCGAUGGCAUAGAAAUCCCUGCGGGCCGGCGUUGUCCAAGACCUCCAUGGCUGUCCACUCUGCUUUGCAAUGGGAACAAAAGUACUCUUUCUUUUCACUCGCCACUUGGGUGGUUCCCUGCACUUCUUUGUCGAUGGUAUAGACACGCCAUUUUAUUGCGUCGAUUGUGCUGCGGUAAUCAAUAUAGUACCAUGUUCGGUUGCUCGGUCGGGGGUUGCCUUCUCGUAAUUCGGAUCGUGUAUGCCUGCGCAGGUCUUUAAUCAGCAAGUAAAUCGAUGUUUGAGCAUGUGUUAACUUACACGACUAAGAAUCUGUCUUCGCGCAGUUUACCGCAAAUUUUGUGGAGGUCCUUUGUGUUGAUAGACAUCAGGUAUGCCAAAUCAUCGUCUCGAAGUCUGCCUCCAUGGUUAGCAGUUGGUCUAUCCGUAAAUCAAAUGCGCGCGCGCGUACGCUUCAUGUAGUAUAAGCGCGUCGAUAACGAGUAUUUCGCGGGUCUGGUAGAAGGCCCGCAUGACCGACUUGACUAGUGUGAUCGCAAGAUCCAUGA